Eucalyptus grandis is the source of this 393-nucleotide messenger RNA. RefSeq names its product ethylene-responsive transcription factor ERF110. Gene Ontology annotation, molecular function: DNA-binding transcription factor activity; DNA binding. The record is from RefSeq and is a predicted model, not a curated record. NCBI's taxonomy places the organism in Eukaryota, Viridiplantae, Streptophyta, Magnoliopsida, Myrtales, Myrtaceae. The coding region runs from base 1 to 393 and encodes 130 amino acids. The transcript has a single exon. Gene Ontology annotation, biological process: regulation of DNA-templated transcription; ethylene-activated signaling pathway.
AUGAGGAGGAAAUACAGAGGAGUGAGACAGAGGCCAUGGGGGAAGUGGGCGGCCGAGAUACGAGACAUUUUCAAGGCCUCGAGGGUGUGGCUUGGGACUUUUGACACGGCUGAGGGUGCAGCUCGGGCCUACGACCCGGCUGCCCUCCAGUUCAGAGGUAGCAAGGCCAAGCUCAACUUCCUCGAGAAUGUCCGGCUCCGGCAACAACCUGCUCCUGUGGCCUCUGCGGCCUUUCUGGCAGCAACCCACUUCGCCGUUUCCCGUGAGUUGCCGGCUUCCGGCUAUUCCAAUGCCAUUGGCUAUGAAGGGCAGGCUCCUAUGCAGCGAUUUCUUGAAAAUGUUGCUGCUUAUCAAGAACGACCGCAGGGACGAGCCAUGUCUGGGUUCAAGUAA